Molecule: messenger RNA, 1578 nt
Organism: Penicillium waksmanii
Lineage: Eukaryota; Fungi; Ascomycota; Eurotiomycetes; Eurotiales; Aspergillaceae
Exons: 2
Coding region: 1-1578 (525 amino acids)
Source: RefSeq, a predicted model, not a curated record
AUGUCCGCAAAAUCGAGUUCCGAUGGAGUGUUCCUCUACCGCAACUUUGAUCUUCAAGCGCUUUGCCGUCGAGCGAGUGCACUACGACAGGGCAUUCCGUGUGCUUGCGAUCCCGAACAACAUCCUGCCUCGGGGAGUUUUAACUGGGCCGUCUUCAUUUCAUUUGAAGACGGAGUACAAUGGGUAGUCCGAGUCCCACACUUGAGAUCCUUCAUGCCAGAUGAACAGGCAGAAAAGUUACUUGCAAGCGAAGCUGCCACGCUACGAUACCUCAAAGCUCAUAGUGACAUUCCAGUUCCAGAGGUAUACGACUACUGUGCUUCCUCCGAUAACGACAUCGGUGUUCCAUUCAUCUUUAUGAGUGAAGCACCUGGACGGCCACUAUCGAAAGUUUGGAAAGCAUUCGACGCUUUUCAACCUUGCCUGGAGACCGCUAAGAAGGCCAAAAUACUUUCCCAACUCGGUGCUAUUAGCUGGAAGCUUUCACAGUUGCGUUUCGAUAAAAUCGGGUCACUCUUCGAAGAGGCUGGGUCCUUUGAACUCAAGGAAUGUCUUUCGCGUGGUCACAUGUUGCAUGGCCGAUAUCUGCUGGAAAUACCACGGGGGCCUUUCGUUUCUGAAACUGAGUUCUAUGACAGCCUUGUUUCUGCACUCUCAGAGCAUGCAGAGGGCCUACAAAUCUCGCCCAACUGCUUCGUGGCGCCUAUUCCCACGCCGGGCGAGUACCAAUCCAGUACACAAUGCAAGAAGGCCGUGAACUUAUGGAACGAUUUCGUGACCGUCGGAAACAAGAUUGACACGGCAAAUAACAGAGUGGAUUAUGUCGUCGUGGCCGAUGCUCUCCGCGAUAUCUUACGGACACUCGAACUCCCAGCUGUCAACCCUGGGACCUUUCCCUUGCACCACCCCGAUCUGAGCGUCAAUAACAUAUUUGUCGAUGAUGAUUGUAAUAUUACGUGUCUUAUCGAUUGGGGCUUUGCAUCAUCCAUCCCUGAGGCUAUGCUUUUGACCAUGCCGGGUUUACCGCAAUACGGCGACGAACUUUGCUCAGAGUUGCAAACACCGUUCAUAGAUGGUUUUAUUGCAGCUAUUCCUGAAUCUACGGACCAGAAAUUAUUCCAAAAAUAUCGCGAAUCAUUGGAGCUGGGUCAAGUUGCCUGGGCAUUGAGUCGACUUCUCAGCCUCGACUCGAUUCGUGAUUACAACCUUUUUGCCACUGUCUGGCAAUUUGCGCGUGGCUCUGGUCAAGACAUGGGGCAAUACUUCUUACAGCAGCGGUGUUUACCUCACUACAUUAACCUUUACAAUGAAGUUCAAGAAGAAGAUCCUCCCAUUUUGAAAAUUGAAGAAGAAGAAAAAGACUAUUUUCGGGACAGGGACUUCAGAAAAACAAUCGCCAUGAAGCUCACGCUAGUGUCCGAUUGGAAACGACAAUAUGCCGCAAGUCAAGAACCGAGUCUCCGAGAAAAUCUGUUUGUGGCUUCGCCAGAGUUGUGGAAAUGGGUUCAUCUGUUUGUGCAAGACUGGGAGGAGAUGCUUGACAUGUCGAUUCCGAAAAUAAGAGCCGAAAGCGAAUAA